GGCGGCGGCUCGGCCAUGGACCCCGCCUCGUCCACCACCUCCAAGGCCAAGAAGACCAACGCCGGGAUCCGCCGGCCGGAGAAGCCGCCCUACUCCUACAUCGCCCUGAUCGUCAUGGCCAUCCAGAGCUCGCCCACCAAGCGGCUGACCCUCAGCGAGAUCUACCAGUUCCUGCAGAGCCGCUUCCCCUUCUUCCGCGGCUCCUACCAGGGCUGGAAGAACUCGGUGCGCCACAACCUCUCGCUCAACGAGUGCUUCAUCAAGCUGCCCAAGGGCCUCGGCCGCCCGGGCAAGGGCCACUACUGGACCAUCGACCCGGCCAGCGAGUUCAUGUUCGAGGAGGGCUCGUUCCGCCGCCGGCCCCGCGGCUUCAGGAGGAAAUGCCAGGCGCUCAAGCCCAUGUACAGCAUGAUGAACGGGCUGGGCUUCAACCACCUCCCGGACACCUACGGCUUCCAGGGCUCGGCCGGGGGCAUCUCCUGCCCGCCCAACAGCCUGGCCCUGGAAGGGGGCAUCGGCAUGAUGAACGGCCACUUGCCGGGCAACGUGGACGGCAUGGGCUUGGCCGGACACUCCGUGCCUCACCUGCCCGCCAACGGGGGUCACUCGUACAUGGGCAGCUGCGCGGGCUCGGCCGGCGCCGACUACCCGCACCACGAGAGCUCGGUGCCCGCCUCCCCGCUGCUGGCCGGCGGCGGGGUCAUGGAGCCUCACUCCGUCUACUCGGGUUCCGCCUCCGCCUGGCCGCCCUCCGCCUCGGCCGCCCUCAACAGCGGCGCCUCCUACAUCAAGCAGCAGCCCCUGUCCCCCUGCAACCCCGCCGCCAACCCCCUCUCGUCCAGCCUCUCCACGCACUCCCUGGACCAGCCCUACCUGCACCAGAACAGCCACAACACCGCCGCCGAGCUGCAGGGUAUCCCCCGGUAUCACUCCCAGUCCCCUAGCAUGUGCGACCGAAAGGAGUUCGUCUUCUCUUUCAACGCCAUGGCUUCCUCCUCGAUGCAUUCGGCGAGCAGCGGAUCUUACUAUCACCAACAAGUGACCUACCAGGACAUCAAGCCUUGUGUGAUGUGAUGACGGAGGGAGCCCUGCGGGGACCCAAUCGCGACACAAAACGGCCCUGCGGUGAAGCCGGGGGGGGCCUCCGACCGAACACUAGACGAGAAACGAUUUAUUCUUGAGGUAUAAGCCAUCCGCAUAGGGAAAUAAUCGGACCCUUUGGGCAAGGCGAACACGAGCUCGACCAAUAAUGAUCCAGGGCUGUGGCGAACACUGAUAUUAGGGCUCCCCUCUCCCCCAGUCUUCAUUUCGGUAUCGAUUGGGAUAUCUAAACCAACUGCAAAAAUCCAAGAAACGGUUGUUGAACCGAGCCCGCCCCGCUGGGCCCAGACGGGAAGGUGCUGUGUUCGGGGACACCCCCAACCCCGAAUUCUGCUGAUUUUUUUUAAACCCUUUUCUCUGACCACCUUUGGAGGAAGAGGGAAAGAAAGAAACAAGGAAAGAAAGA
Ornithorhynchus anatinus (platypus) is the source of this 1507-nucleotide messenger RNA. RefSeq names its product forkhead box F1 (gene FOXF1). Gene Ontology annotation, cellular component: nucleus. Gene Ontology annotation, molecular function: DNA-binding transcription factor activity, RNA polymerase II-specific; RNA polymerase II cis-regulatory region sequence-specific DNA binding. Gene Ontology annotation, biological process: animal organ morphogenesis; regulation of transcription by RNA polymerase II. The transcript has 2 exons. NCBI's taxonomy places the organism in Eukaryota, Metazoa, Chordata, Mammalia, Monotremata, Ornithorhynchidae. The record is from RefSeq and is a predicted model, not a curated record. Bases 16 to 1074 code for a protein of 352 amino acids.